Messenger RNA from Lobosporangium transversale, 1020 nucleotides. Its product is annotated as Alpha/Beta hydrolase protein. The coding region runs from base 1 to 1020 and encodes 339 amino acids. The record is from RefSeq and is a predicted model, not a curated record. The transcript has 6 exons. NCBI's taxonomy places the organism in Eukaryota, Fungi, Mortierellomycota, Mortierellomycetes, Mortierellales, Mortierellaceae.
AUGGCUGUUUCGAUCUCUCUACUCACUUUCAUAGUGGCUGUAUCGGUCCCCUUGGUCGGAUUUGGUGCACAAAAGCUCUACAGAUCAUUCAUAGCUGGGCGGGGUAAAGCGCUUCCUAGCCUUAGCAGCCUUAGUCAUAUGCAUUCGAGCAGCGCCUAUCCCGAAGAUUACUAUCCAGGUGGACACUAUGCAGAGUUGACAUUCGGAGAGACUCACUACUUCCGUUUUGGGCCAGAAAACGGGAAAAAGAUUGUGUUUGUACACGGCCUCUCAAUCCCAACCUCUGUUUAUAAAAAGGUUGCUCGCCAUAUGGCCGAUAAUGGAUGCCAUGUCCUCUUAUAUGAUCUGUAUUCGCGUGGUUAUUCGGUUGGGCCAGCAAAAGAUCACGAUCCUUUUUUGUACGUUACUCAGCUAAUGGAACUACUGCAACAUGUUCAGUGGGAUCGAUGUAAUUUUGUUGGACUAUCACUGGGAGGAGGCAUUGUUGCCUGCUUUGCUCAACAAUUCCCAGAUGUCGUCGAGUCGGCGACAUUUAUUGCACCCGGUGGACUUUUAUUACCUUCUGAGAUGCCCUGGGUUGCCAAACUAUUUUUGCUGCCAUAUACUGAAGACAUUUGUAAUCACAAGGCCAUCAGGAAUUAUUUUUCAAAAAAGAACAUCGAGUCUCUGCGAAAUGAGUUCAAAAACGAAAAACAUGUUCCCGCGUCUGUUGAAGAAGCUGCCGAAAUCUUGGAUCUACAAUUUAGAUACCAUCCAGGGUAUGCCCGAGGAUUGAUGUUGACGCUUAAAAAGUUCCCUUUUUCCGGGUUAUUCCCCCAGUUUGCGUCAUUGCAGGACCAUACGUUUCCUGUACAGGUGAUCUGGGGUACGCGGGAUAAGGUUGUGCCUGGAACAACUGUGGAAACUCUUCAGAAACUGGUUCCUCGGAUCAAAGUCACCAAAGUUGAAGGGGCAACACAUAGCAUUGUUAUGACGCAUCCGGAAACCAUUAUUAAACAACUUGAGGGUUUUGUCUGUUGA